GCAAACUUUGCCUGAUUUAAAAGUCCGAAACUUUUCUGUUAAAGCGACGAACGGGUUGACAGCCGGGUCGCUCGGUGUAUAAAUGGUCUGCAAUAUAUUUUAAUACGUUAAUAGUAGCGUUUAGGCUGCGUGGAUUUGAUUUAUCGACGUGCAUUUGUGACCUCGUUGUGUUUACGUGUGCAUAGCUCUACAGGCGUCCCCUCAGCUCACACCUCUGCCAUAUUGGCACCAAGUCUGCACGAUCAACUGAGUAAACAGCUGAGAUGAUCCACAGUCUGUUCCUGAUUAAUCACUCUGGAGACAUCUUCCUGGAGAAACACUGGAAGAGUGUCAUCAGCCGGAGCGUGUGUGAUUACUUCUUCGAGGCGAAGGAGAAAGCAGUGGAGCCGGAGAAUGUGCCCCCAGUCCUGCAGACCCCACACCACUAUCUCAUCAGCAUAUACAGGGGCAAGCUCUUCUUCCUGUCUGUCAUCCAGACUGAAGUCCCUCCGCUGUUUGUCAUCGAGUUCCUGCACAGGGUGGCAGACACAAUUCAGGAUUACUUUGGAGAGUGCUCAGAAGGUGUAAUCAAGGACAAUGUGGUGACAGUGUACGAGCUGUUGGAGGAAAUGCUGGACAACGGCUUUCCACUAGCAACAGAGUCCAACGUCCUCAAAGAGAUGAUCCGGCCUCCCACCAUCCUGCGAUCGGUCGUCAAUACGCUCACAGGUGGCAGUAAUGUUGGAGAUACGUUGCCAACAGGUCAGUUGUCUAAUGUCCCAUGGAGGCGGGCUGGUGUUAAAUACACCAAUAAUGAGGCAUAUUUUGAUGUGAUCGAGGAAAUAGAUGCCAUUCUCGACAAAUCAGGUACGACAGUGUUUGCAGAGAUCCAGGGUGUAAUUGAAGCCUGUGUAAGGCUCACUGGGAUGCCUGACCUGACUCUGUCCUUUAUGAAUCCGCGUCUUCUCGACGACGUGAGUUUCCACCCAUGUGUGCGGUUUAAGCGCUGGGAGGCAGAGCGUGUCCUUUCUUUCAUCCCACCAGAUGGAAACUUCACUCUCAUGAACUAUCAUGUCAGCUCUCAAAAUCUCGUGGCCAUUCCAGUAUACGUGAAGCAGAGCAUCAGUUUCUUUGAGACGGGACCUUGUGGUCGCCUAGACAUCACAAUCGGACCCAAGCAGACCAUGGGGAAGACGGUGGAGAACAUGAUGGUCACUAUCCACAUGCCUAAAGCUGUGCUCAGUGCCAACCUCACAGCCACACAGGGAAACUACACCUACGACAUCGCUACCAAGGUGUUGGUUUGGGACAUUGGGAAACUGAACCCCCAGAAGCUUCCUAACUUGCGAGGCAGUCUGAGUAUACAGGCAGGAACCCCCAAACCUGAAGAAAACCCCUCACUCAACAUUGACCUGAAGAUACAGCAGGUGGCCAUAUCAGGUCUUAAAGUGAGUCGCCUCGACAUGUACGGAGAAAAGUACAAGCCGUUUAAAGGGGUCAAAUAUUUGACCAAAGCUGGGAAAUUCCAAGUGCGGACCUGAGGAGUGAUGGUCAACAAUCCAAUGUGCCAAAUAUGGGUCAAAGUUACCACCCUGCUGUGUUAGCGCUCCAAUAAGUCUUACGUAUCCUCAUUGUAAUUAAUGAACGAUUUUGCAUUUUAAUAGCUAUUUAUUAUGUGUUUAACAUUACUUAUAAAGCAUACGACUGGAUGGUAUUUGUGGCCUGUAAAGGGAAGCCUUAAUAAUCAAUGUGACCUUGUUGAAGUGCUAUUAGUUUCUAUUCAGCUGAAAUGUGCUGCGUUGUGUGCGACAUUCCUCUUUCUUUUUUUUGGACUAUUUCUGAUUAUCUUUUCUAUUUUUUCUUCUGUCUAACACCUUUUUCUGAGUGUUGCCCGAGGGGAAUAUUUUGGUUUGAAAAGGCACACUCGCAGCUCGCCGCCUCCUCGCUCCUCACUACUUCAGCACAUCUAUGAAAUCUUACUAGCAUGUUGCGUGAAAGUAAGCAGCCAUGCCUUUUGAAAACCUUUUUACAUACUAUAAGGUAGCAAGUUUUAUACUUAUAUACUGUAUAUAUAAAUAUAUAUAUGUUUAUUUUUGAAAAAUCACAUGUGUCUACAUUCUGAAUAGCUACAGUGUGCAGAUGAGGCACUGUCUUUAGUACAGGUAUAUUUGCACACAUUCACUCUUUCAUGUGGCCUUGCAAGGGUAUGUUAAGGUGCUUUGUAAAGCACACUAUAGCACAACCUGUAUUUGAUACGUAUAACUUCAAAAUAUAUAUAUAAGGUACACAGUUAGAUCUAAGGAGAGUGUGCAACUCUCUGCAGGGCCUAUAUACAAGUGAAUGAUUCAGGCAGUAGUCUGUUAUGUAGAAAACACUCAGAAAUCGACAAGAUCCUUACAUAAUCUUGAAUGCAACUUCUUUACUCCGCACAAGAUUUGCACAAUCAGUUGCCAACGUGAAGAAAUACUACUUAAAGCUCUUGUAUGAAGGUGAAUCUGCAUUUCAGUGUCUUAUAAAAGCUUUAAAAUGA
Molecule: messenger RNA, 2509 nt
Organism: Larimichthys crocea (large yellow croaker)
Lineage: Eukaryota; Metazoa; Chordata; Actinopteri; Sciaenidae
Gene: ap3m1
Product: adaptor related protein complex 3 subunit mu 1
Exons: 9
Coding region: 264-1520 (418 amino acids)
Biological process (GO): intracellular protein transport; vesicle-mediated transport
Cellular component (GO): clathrin adaptor complex
Source: RefSeq, a predicted model, not a curated record